AUGAAUCCUAUGGAAAAGCGGCUUGCCAAAACCACGUCAAAGAUCAAUGCCAUCAGAGCUGAACUGAUCCGGCACAAAAGAAUACCACUUAUCUAUGAAGAGAACCUUGAAGAAGGUUUAAGCAUCACAUUCAGCUUCCCAAAGCGCCUGAAACGCCGCGCUGGAGUGCGGCAAAAUGACCGCGACUACAAACUACGUUCAAACCAAAAGAGAGCCAAUCUGGUGUAUCUGAGAAUCCUUGAUGAGAUACCUCAGAUCUAUAUUUCCUUUAUCCUAGCUGUCUCUCCACAAGAUUGUGCGCCUCUUGACAUCACACUCUUGGUGCAGCAAUACAGCUCGCAAAACCUACAGCCGGAAGCGAUACAAUUCGAUGCAGGUACCGAAAGAAUCAUCAAAGAGAUAUCAACGAAACAUAACUGUGAUCGCAAUCCUCAUUACCAGAAACUUCUGAAUAUUUUAUACCCACAAGUUGUCACCCCGAAGCCCAUCAGCGCUGCAGAAAGCGGUAACAAGUUCUUACUCGAAGGGCUCAACCCGGUUGCAAUCCACGACCAUUUUGGAGACCGUGUGCACGAAGCAUUUAACAAAGGUCCAGGACGGUUGCAGGAGAAAGCAACCGAAAAAACGAGAUGUGCUUGGAUAGAGUUCGCCCAGAACGGUGUCGAUGACAGCAUUUUCUACCUUGAGAUUGGAAAUGCGGAGCAAUUUGCCUACAUCUUGUUUGCUAAUGCCAUACGAUUCCUCCCCAAAGAACAUACAGAUGGGCAGCCAGGAGAUAAUGCUUAUUUUUCCUUCAAAGGAGCCAGCGUCUCAGGUAUCGCCUCGUUAUUCUCCCCCGAAAUUUGUGCAAUGAUUGACGCCAGUAAUCUCCGAGCUUGGGAGAAAGAGCAUUGCCUUUUGGAUACAACUGACUGUGUCACGAUGGAGAUGUCCCGCGCAAAACCACAUUGGGGAGUAAUCAAGGUGCGCACUGCGGUCUUCGCAGCUUAUUCAGUGUCUCAUAUGCUUUGCGAAUAG
Cladophialophora psammophila CBS 110553 is the source of this 1017-nucleotide messenger RNA. RefSeq lists its product as uncharacterized. The transcript is spliced from 2 exons. NCBI's taxonomy places the organism in Eukaryota, Fungi, Ascomycota, Eurotiomycetes, Chaetothyriales, Herpotrichiellaceae. Bases 1 to 1017 code for a protein of 338 amino acids. The record is from RefSeq and is a predicted model, not a curated record.